AAACUUCUGCCUCUCUGUCCUGAGCUUUUGUAAACCCCGUUAGGCAGCAUGGAACCAGCUGGAGAAUCGGUGGGACUUAGUAAGGGGACUUACUACGGGUACGUCCAGUGAAUCGUGGAAGGUGGAAUCCGAUGUGAUGCAUGAUAUCUAAGGGUGAAUUUGGGGGUCUUUUUUGUUCUUGACUUCAAAGCUGUUCUGCAGAGAAGUCUGCACGUACAUCUAGAACAUCGUGGUGGGAUUGAAGAAAAGGAUAUAAAUCAGAGUUUCAAUAGACCCGCCAAGAUGCUGGAAAAUUGGAUAUUGACCAUCCUCGUUUCCGUAGGCGUGGGCUCCAUUCUCGUCCUGGUGGCUGCGUUUAUGCUAGUCAAGCAUAACGCUUACGCCAAAAUCUUCUGGAACGAGAUUGUUUUGGAGAAGAUCACCAACUUCGUCAUGGAUCAAAGCAAAGAGCAGAGGAUUUUAAAUACGGUAUCGUACAACGCCGUCAAAGGGGAUCCGGAGAGUGUCAUGAAAUGCAUUGAUAAAUACUGCUCCCAGUACGAAUGGGCCAUGAACGUUGGGGAUGAAAAAGGUCUGAUUCUGGACAAAAUCGUCGAAGAAGCCGACCCCUCAGUAGUGUUGGAGCUAGGAACGUACUGCGGCUAUUCAGCCAUCAGGAUCGCUCGCCUUUUGAAACCAAAAGCUCGCCUUCUUACCAUCGAGUUCAACCCCGAGUUUGCCUCCAUUGCAAAAGAAAUCAUUGACAUUGCGGGGCUGAGUGAUAAGGUGACCAUCCUUGAAGGCCAUUCAGAAGACAUUAUCCCUCAGCUGAAGAAGAAAUACGAGGUGGAAACCUUAGAUUUUGUCUUUCUUGACCACUGGAAAGAGAGAUACGCCCCAGACACGGUUCUCCUUGAAGAAUGCGGCCUCUUGCGCAAAGGCUCCAUCCUUCUAGCGGACAACGUCGUCUUCCCGGGAGCUCCAGAGUUCCUCAAAUACGUUCGGAACAACCAACGCUUCGAAUGUACCAGUUACCCCAGUCACUUGGAAUACAUGCAGGUGGAGGACGCCAUGGAAAAGGCCGUGUACCUGGGAUAAGCGGGGAGGGAGAGAGAACUAACUCGUGUUCAACCUCUGGGUGUACGUGUGAGCACAUGCAGCUUAGUGUUUUAGUUUUAGUUUUUUGCCAUUUGGGGCCUCUUGCAAGCCUCGCCCCCCCACCAGCCCCAUGAGUCACUUGUAACACCAUGAAAGCCUUUUGCCUGAAUCCUUCGCCUCUCUCCAUUAUUACAAGUGUUUGAACAUCCUUCGCCUCUUUUCUUCUCUUCCAAUUUCCUGGUAUCCAGAUCCUGCCCCCACCCCCAAAUAAGUUAGGGAAGCAGAAUGGGACAAUAAAACAGCCCAAAAAACAACAGCAGUCCGAAGGGCUGAAGAAUACAUUCCCUCCGCCUCCAGAACCCAAAUGCAGUUUAAGCUUCAAGUACUUCACAGCCCAAUUUGAUCGGUCCUGAAACGCUGUAAGAAAGUGGCCAGCACAUAACAUUCAGAUCUUUCAUCCCCAGCAGGGAUGUGCGUUUUGGAGAGAAAUGAUCCUAAACAAUCCUGACGUUUCUAAUGAAGACCAAUUAGCUCAACGAGAAACAUUGGCGGAUCCCAGCAACUGAGACAGUCUGCUAACAUGGGGGAAAAAAAAGAUUAGGGUCACUCACCGAUGGUUUUCCCCCUCACUGCUUCUCAUGUAUUCAGGAGCGAUUUAAUUUGGUUUAAUAAAGUCGAGCAAACCCUUCCAAGAGAAAA
Messenger RNA from Python bivittatus (Burmese python), 1776 nucleotides. It is a transcript of the gene COMT, whose product is annotated as catechol-O-methyltransferase. Gene Ontology annotation, molecular function: catechol O-methyltransferase activity; magnesium ion binding. NCBI's taxonomy places the organism in Eukaryota, Metazoa, Chordata, Lepidosauria, Squamata, Pythonidae. The record is from RefSeq and is a predicted model, not a curated record. Gene Ontology annotation, cellular component: dendrite; membrane; axon. Gene Ontology annotation, biological process: catecholamine catabolic process; developmental process; dopamine metabolic process.